AUGUCUACUAACCCUGGACCUAAUGAAUUGUUUUCAACAUUUUACCAAGAAGUUAAGGCUAUUGAGAAGCGGGAUUCAGUUUUAACUCCGAAGCAACAAAUAGAUCGACUUAACCGACCUGGAUCAACUUAUUUUAAUUUGAAUCCAUAUGAUGUUUUACAAGUGGAUCCUGAUGCAUCAAUGGCUGAUAUAAAAAAGAAAUAUAGACAGCUGUCCCUGCUUGUCCAUCCGGAUAAAAACCCAGAUGAUAUUGAAAGAUCUCAGAAAGCCUUCGAAGCUGUAAACAAGGCUUACAAGACUCUGGAUGACCCCGAGACUUCCCGCAAGUGUAAAGAAGUAGUAGAGGAAGCGAAGGAUCUUGUUGAACAGAUGAUGAUUGAAAAACGGAAACGUAUUAAAAAGACGACUGGAUCUAUUACGAUUGAAGAAGAUGACCCUGAAAAACGGCGUCAUGCCAUAUAUGUGCAAACAUGCAAACUGUUCGCUGAUCUUGAGAGAUUAAGGGUGGAAGAAGAGCAAAAACAGUCUUCAGAAAGAAAACGCAAAGCUGAAGAGGAGGAAGAAGGGAGAAAACUCAUGGCUUAUGACAAAGAGUGGAAAAAGAAUUAUGAAGAAAGUCGUAUUAAUCGUGUCGCAAGUUGGCGAGAUUUCAAGGCGAAAAAGUCCAAAACGUCAAAAGGUAUCGGCGGUUUAAAACCACCGAAAACAAAAAUGGAACAAAGACCCGGUUAA
Messenger RNA from Schistosoma rodhaini, 732 nucleotides. Lineage: Eukaryota; Metazoa; Platyhelminthes; Trematoda; Strigeidida; Schistosomatidae. The record is from the annotation of a GenBank genome assembly.